This is a messenger RNA of Coregonus clupeaformis (lake whitefish), 666 nucleotides long. Its product is annotated as GTPase IMAP family member 8-like. Gene Ontology annotation, molecular function: GTP binding. The record is from RefSeq and is a predicted model, not a curated record. The transcript has 3 exons. The coding region runs from base 58 to 666 and encodes 202 amino acids. NCBI's taxonomy places the organism in Eukaryota, Metazoa, Chordata, Actinopteri, Salmoniformes, Salmonidae.
GCAGGGUUGAAUGAGUAUACUUCAGUGAAGUCCAACAAAGGGAGAGAGAGGUUCUAAAUGGCUUCCAGAGCAAAGAGACAGAAUGUAGGGGACCAGCGUAGUCUCCCUGAGCUGAGAAUCAUCCUCCUGGGGAAGGAUUGGCUGGAGAAGAGUCAAACAGGAAACACCAUCCUGGACAGGAAGCUGUUUGACACCAGGAGGGACGUGGAGAUGUGUGUGAGGAGACAGAGUCUAGUGAACGGCCGGCAGGUCACUGUGGUCAACACACCAGACAGAUGCAUCCAGUACUCCGUGCAGGACCCUCUCCUUGUCCACCGUAACAUAGAAGCCAGUAUGUCCAUGUGUCAACCAGGCCCCCAUGUCUUCCUCAUGGUCAUCCCUUUGAAACCACGCAAAGGCAGGGAAUGGACAGUAGAGGGUCCCCUCAAGCUUUUAAACCACACAGUCUGGAGACACAUUAUGGUGGUGUUUACCAGAUGUGAGAAACUCAGGGGAAUGUCACUAGAGGAUCACAUAGCGAGACAUGGGUUUCUCCAGGAGAUGGUGGGGAAGUGUGGGCAUAGGUACCAUGCUUUAAACACUAAGGCCAACACAUGGUGCGAUGAUGUCACUCAGGUCCCAGAGCUGCUGAGGAAGAUAGAUAAAAUGGUUUUCAAUGGCAAUUGA